This is a messenger RNA of Labeo rohita (rohu), 1627 nucleotides long. RefSeq names its product kaptin (actin binding protein) (gene kptn). Gene Ontology annotation, cellular component: KICSTOR complex; actin cytoskeleton; lamellipodium. Gene Ontology annotation, molecular function: actin filament binding. Lineage: Eukaryota; Metazoa; Chordata; Actinopteri; Cypriniformes; Cyprinidae. Gene Ontology annotation, biological process: cellular response to amino acid starvation; actin filament organization; negative regulation of TORC1 signaling. The coding region runs from base 92 to 1408 and encodes 438 amino acids. The transcript has 12 exons. The record is from RefSeq and is a predicted model, not a curated record.
CGGAUGUUGUUGUUUUUUUUUGUCACUGGCGUGACAGUCCAGUACAGUCCGACUGAACUUCGAUUUAUUUUUGGUUGUGAUUAUCUGUAACAUGUUACCGGAUAUAAAAGGCAUGUGCCCAUUUGUGGAAGACAGUUUUAGUCGUUUUCCCUCGCAGAGUAACAUAUACGGACUAUGUCGAGCUGGAGAGCAGGAGUUACUAGCUGCGACUCUGAAGGGGAAAGUAGUGUGCUUCAGAUACCAGGACCUGCAGAGGAAGAUCAGACCUGUAGCCAGAGAGAUUCAGUUCACAUAUAUACCAGUUGAUGCAGAAAUCGUGUCCAUUGACGCCUUCAACAAAUCAGCACCUAAAAGAGGACUGGUCGUAGGAAUAACCUUCAUUAAGGACUCAGGAGAUAAAGCAACUCCUUUUCUUAACAUUUACUGUGAUUAUGAACCAGGGUCAGAAUUUAACCUAGAGUCUAUUGCACAGAGCUGUCUGAACCUGGAGCUCCAGUUCACCCCCUUCCAGCUUUAUCACACUGAGGUGCAUUGUGGAGAUGGAUCCAGUGAGACUGUGUUUCUCCUCAGUGGGCAUGAUCAGCGCAUACAUCUUUACAAAGAGAAUGCAUCUCUGCACCAGUUUGAGGAACAGCCAGUAGAAAGACUCUUUCCUGAACUGCAGGAGCUGCCAAGCAAUGUGUUAUGGUUAAAUGUCUUGAGCAUUGAUCAAAAUCGGCGCCUCACCACAUUUGGAUGUCAGAACGGUUCUGUGGGACUUUCUCUUGUCAACCAAAAGGGACCUGAGAUUCUCCAAAACUGGCGCGUGCAGCACGACAGUCCCAUCUCCACUGUACUGCUGUUCCCUUCGAAACAGCAGCACCAGAGCAAUGACACAAACAGCAGUCAAAUGGAAACAUUUAAUCUGUUGGUGACCAGUGCAAUAGAAAUGGCUGUUGUUUACAGGGAUGUGGAGCAGUAUGGACUGAGCAAACAGCUGUGUUUGGCAGAAAGCGACCAGUGCGAUGCAGUUCUCUGUGCUCUUGUUGUUGAUCUGGACUUUGAUGGACAACAUGAGCUGUUGCUGGGAACAUAUGGACAGGACCUACUGUGCUACAAAUUUCAUCAACCAAUGGGAGCUUUUGAAGAUAAGUUACAGCUGCUGUGGAAACGAAGUUUUAAAAGUCCCCUGCUGUCACUGAUUUAUCUCGACCUGGAUGGUGACGGACUGAGAGAGCUAGCCGUUCUUACCUUAAAAGGCCUGCAUGUCCUACAGCACAGUCUGAGAACAACCGCUGAUCUUGUCCUUCACAGAUUGUCCACUUUAGCAUCAAGACUGCCUACUUCUUCAAAAGACCAGCCAAUCAAAAACCAAGAUAGCGAAGAGUCCAUUUCAAUCAGCAAUGAACAGAGAACUUCAACCACCUAAAAAUGACUUGUUGACCGAUAUUUAUUUUUUUCAAAUGUGGCCAAGGAAUCCAUCUAAACUGCUAAACUGCUCUUGCCUGAAGAGUGAUGUCACCCUUCAGUAAUGGAUUAUAAUGCCAGACCUACUUUUCCUCGAAUUUUACACCAGUGCAAAGACUAUAAAGUUGAUGCUGUUAUGUGAUGUAUACACUGAAAUGAAAAUUACUUUUUGCUGGUGUUG